Molecule: messenger RNA, 408 nt
Organism: Triticum turgidum subsp. durum (durum wheat)
Lineage: Eukaryota; Viridiplantae; Streptophyta; Magnoliopsida; Poales; Poaceae
Source: the annotation of a GenBank genome assembly
AUGGCGAGCACAGCAUGCUUUGUGAUUGUCAGUAAGAAUGAUAUCCCAAUCUAUGAUGCUGAAGUUGGAUCCGCUCCAAAAAAAGAAGAUCAGGCUUAUCAGCAUCAGUUCAUUUUGCAUGCUGCAUUAGAUGUUGUUCAGGACCUUGCAUGGGCUACAAGUACAAUGUUUCUGAAGUCAGUAGAUAGAUUCAACGAUCUUGUGGUGUCUGUUUAUGUAACUGCUGGUCAUACUAGAUUUAUGUUGCUUCAUGAUUCACGGAGUGAAGAUGGUAUAAAAAGCUUCUUUCAGGAAGUUCACGAACUUUACAUCAAGAUAUUCCUUAAUCCACUCUACUUGCCUGGUUCUCGCAUCACAUCCUCUCAUUUCAAUACCAAGGUCAGGUCUCUUGCAAGGAAAUACCUGUAG